This is a messenger RNA of Puccinia graminis f. sp. tritici CRL 75-36-700-3, 1497 nucleotides long. RefSeq lists its product as uncharacterized. The transcript is spliced from 5 exons. Bases 1 to 1497 code for a protein of 498 amino acids. The record is from RefSeq and is a predicted model, not a curated record. NCBI's taxonomy places the organism in Eukaryota, Fungi, Basidiomycota, Pucciniomycetes, Pucciniales, Pucciniaceae.
AUGCGCAGAAAAGUAUGGACCAGCGUGAUCUGGAUAAUAUCGUGUUUAGGAGCCUCAGAGAAUUUUCAAAAAGUCAUAGCUAUUGAUGAUGUGAAUGACCUUUCAAGAACCUCUGAGGCCAAGAGAAUCUCCGAUUCCAGUGGUGAUUCGACUACCAUUCGCGAAGAAUUAGGAUCCAGGAAACGCACUAGAGUAAUUCUACUCGGCAGUGGUUCGGGCUCAUCACCACGUGAAGGCUCCCACCAGAAGAAUGCAAUUCAAACGAUUGAUCAAUCUUUAACUGUAUGUUUGAAUCGUCUCACACGGCCCCUCAUCACGAAUCAAGCCAAGAAGGCCAAGAUGAUAAGUGCAGAUACAACGCCUCACGAAUGUUACUUGGAAACUUUGGAGAAUUUCGAAAGCUGGGAAUCAUAUUUUUUGAAACUACGGCUGGAACCCGCUCAGAGACCGAUGUUUAGAAAUCAAAUGAAAGCGGUCAAAAAGUCCCUGCUAAAUUUGUUUGAGCCAAAGGUUGAUGAAUUCAGUCAGCGUAGACUAGAGAUGUCACUCAGCUCGAUCGCGGACAUCAGCAAAACAUGGGAAACUUUGAACCCGCAGAAUAAACCAGAAAGCUUAAUAAUCAAACGUGGAAGUGAUCUGAUGAUUGGUUGUUUUGUUGACUUGAAAAGACUAGGAAUCCUCACCCAAGAAAGCCUAUCUAAUUUUCUGAACCGCGAUAAUCGGGGGAAAUUGAUCGCGUCUUACAUCAAGAGCAGAUACCCCACCUUAACUUUGACCACUGCCUAUCUGAACUUUAACCUUAAGCUAAGCCUCAUCCAUUCCUCUUACACGAAACAGAUGGCCAAGCUGUUAGAGGGCUUGGACCGAGAGACUUGGGAACGGAUUGAGUUCGAUUGUCUUCAGGCUCGGAUGACUUCGUAUCAGUUGACCGAUUCCUCAUCAUAUCACUCCUUUGCUUCCCUUCAGGAGAGUUUCCUGAAGGUGGCGUCUCCAGAAAACGUCGAGCUGCAUGAAACCGAACUUGAAGCAUUCUUGGAAAGCUUGAUAAACCACGUUACAUCACAAUCUAGAAUUAAAAGCCUGAGACCUCAGGAAUCGCAAAAGCUAAUCCAUUUGAAACAUUUAUACGAUAUGCUGAGCUUUAUCACGCGCUAUCGCAGAUCGUUCAUUUCAGACAAAUUCUUGGAACGAAACAAGCAGCCGAUCCGUGUAUUUGAGGAAGCGGUUGGACUGAUGUCAAAUAUCAUGCACUUGAUCAUUAUCAGAAAGAACGCUUAUUAUGAAGAGCUGAAGGCAGGAGGCACAUUGCCUAGCGAAAUCCAAAAAGUCUCGCAAGAGUCAGCCGGAUUGAUGGGCCCAACUCACCGAAACAUUUUACCGAGCUUUGUCAAUAUAAUCGCCAUCCAUACCGAGAUUCCUCAAUUUCAAUCCAGUAGAAAUCAAAAGUUCAAUUCAAAACUGCAAAGAUCAAUACAGACGAUUUUACAUUCAACAUAA